AUGCUAUUGAAUAAGAAAACUUUGUUUCCUUUAGCCAGUCUAUUGGCUCACUUCGUUGCUGCCAAUGAAGAAGCCAUUGCUCCAGAAGACUCACAAGUCGUCAAGUUAGGCAAGGACAACUUCGUCGACUUCGUUAAGGACAACCAUUUAGUGAUGGCCGAAUUCUUCGCACCAUGGUGUGGUCAUUGUAAGAAAUUGGCUCCAGAAUACGUUAAAGCUGCUGAUACUUUGCAAAGCAAAGACGUAGCUCUAGCUCAGAUCGAUUGUACCGAUAAUCAAGAUCUAUGUAUGGGCCAAGGUAUCAGAGGUUAUCCAACCAUUAAGAUCUUCAGAGACGGUGACUAUGAAAAUGCUACCGACUACAACGGUGCUAGAACUGCAGAAGCUAUUGUUGAUCAUAUGAUUAAACUAACUUUACCAGUGGUCAUCGAGUUAGAAGAUGCUGAUGAUUUGGAAGAUUACAUCGAAGACGUUGCUCAAUAUGGUUCUAUUUUUGUUAACAAAGGUAUGGCCGACUAUAAUGAAACCUUCUACAAGACUGCUAAGAAAGCAUUCGGUAAACAUACUUUCAUCAACGUUCCAUUGGAAAAAGGUGAAACUCCAGAAUUGACUUUCUACUCAAAAUCUCUUGAAAAACCAAUCACCUUCGAUGGUGAUCUAAAACAAUUAGUCGAAAGUGACGAUUACUUGAUUAGAUGGGCUAGCAUCGAAUCUUUGCCAGCUUUCGGUGAAAUCAAUGCUGAAACUUACUCCGGUUAUUACGCUGCUGAAUUACCAAUGGGUUACUUUUUCUUCAACGACGAUGAAGACGUCAAAACCGUUGAAAAAUUAUUUGAAUCCUUGGCAAAGACUUACAAAGGUAAGAUACUUUUCGCUAAAUUAGAUGGUUCCAAAUUCGGUAGACACGCUGAUGCUCUAAACAUGAAACAGCAAUUCCCAUUAUUUGUUAUCCAUGACUCUAAGCUUAACUUAAAAUAUGGUCUCCCACAAUUAUCUGAUGAAGAGUUCGAGAAAUUAGACGGUAAACGUAUUACCUUAAAUAGCAAGCAAGUAAAGAAAUUAGUUAAAGAUUUCGUUAGCGGCAAAGCUGAACCAACUGUCAAGUCUGAACCAAUUCCAGAAGUUCAAGAAUCUAACGUCACUAAGAUCGUUGGUUACACCCACGAAGAUAUUGUUCAAGAUGCCAAGAAGGAUGUCUUAGUUAAAUACUAUGCUCCAUGGUGUGGUCACUGUAAGAAAUUAGCUCCAAUCUACGAAGACUUAGCUAACUUACUACAAAGCGAAAAAUCUACUAAGGAUAAAUUCGUUAUUGCUGAAGUUGAUGCCACUUUGAACGAUAUUUCUUCUGUUGAGUUAGAAGGUUAUCCAACCAUCAUUCUAUAUCCUGCUAACAAGAAGGAUGAGCCAGUCAGAUUCGAAUCUCAAAGAGACAUUACCAACUUCUUGACUUUCCUAGAAGAAAACUCCACUAACAAAUUAAAGGCUACUUCUUUAGUUAAGGCGUACGAAGCCAUGAUUGCUGAACAAAAAGCUGCCGAAGCUGCUGCUAAGGCUGCUGCUGAAGAAGAAGAUGAUGACGAAGAUGAUGAAGAUGAAGAUGAAGAUGAAAUCGAACACGAUGAAUUGUAA
Tetrapisispora phaffii CBS 4417 is the source of this 1629-nucleotide messenger RNA. RefSeq lists its product as uncharacterized. NCBI's taxonomy places the organism in Eukaryota, Fungi, Ascomycota, Saccharomycetes, Saccharomycetales, Saccharomycetaceae. Gene Ontology annotation, cellular component: endoplasmic reticulum. The record is from RefSeq and is a predicted model, not a curated record. The transcript has a single exon. Gene Ontology annotation, biological process: protein folding; response to endoplasmic reticulum stress. Bases 1 to 1629 code for a protein of 542 amino acids. Gene Ontology annotation, molecular function: protein disulfide isomerase activity.